AUGUGGAUACAUCCAAUCAUCGAAGAAAGGCAGCGAAAAGGUCAUUUUCAUCCAUUGUUUGCUGAAGUACAAAGAGAUGAAAAAAAGUUUUUCAACUUUACUAGGAUGUCGCGAAGUACUUUUUACGAGUUAUUAGCAGUUUGUGGAGAAAAACUAGCAAAGAAAGAUACACCUAUGAGAAAUGCGAUAACAUCAGAGGAAAAACUAGUAAUAACUAUCCGAUAUUUGGCUACGGGCUGCUCUUUGGCCGAAUUACAUUAUAAUUUUCGUAUUGGUAGAUCUACUGCUAGUAACAUUAUCCAAGAAGUAUGCGAAGCAAUAUGGAUUGAAUUAGCAGACAAAGUUAUACCGCAAUGUUCAACAGAGAAAUGGAUAGAAAUUGCUAAAGUGUUUCAAACAUGUGCACAGUUUCUCAACUGUAUAGGAGCAAUAGACGGAAACAUAUUCGGACUAAGCAGCCACUCAAUAGUGGGUCUAUGUACUACUUAUAAUUAUAAACAGUACUAUUCUACGUACUGUUUGCGAUGUGCGAUGCCAAUUAUUGCUUCACUUGGCGAUAAGACAUUCCCCUUAUCCGAAAAUUUGCUUAGGCCUUUUGGAGGUAAACAACUGACACCUUUGAAAGAAACUUUCAAUGCUAGAUUAACCCGAGCCAGAAGAUAUAUUGAAUGCUGUUUUGGUAUUCUAGCCAACAAAUGGCGUAUAUUUCAUCGACCUAUUGAUGCAACUGUAGUUAAAGCUGCUUGUGCGUUACAUAAUUUUAUAAGGACAAGGGAUGGCACUCGGUCGAAUGACGAGAAGUUAGAUGAAAAUAUCAAUCUUGAAGGUCUAGCACCAGAUACAACCCAUAGAGGAAAUCCAUUAGCAUUAUCCGCUAGAGAUAAAUACGCUCAAUAUUUUGUAAAACAAAAAACCGUUUAA
This is a messenger RNA of Acanthoscelides obtectus, 921 nucleotides long. NCBI's taxonomy places the organism in Eukaryota, Metazoa, Arthropoda, Insecta, Coleoptera, Chrysomelidae. The record is from the annotation of a GenBank genome assembly.